ACAUUCAUCAUGACAACGGCUGGACCGGGUUGUGCAAAUUAUGUAACACUUUCGAAACACAACACUAUCCACUUUUUGUCUCGAUUAUCAUAUCGUCUUAGUCUCUAGUUCCUGUCAUUUCCGAUUACCAUCAACUGCUUUCUUGAGCAGAUGUAUGUGCAUUCCGUCUGCUUACUGAGUCAAUGAUUCAUGUUUUCUUUUAUAAGAGGAAAACGUUUGGUUAUUCUCUUUCAGAAAAUUUCACUUGUUGCCACCUAAACUUAUCGAGCACACAGGGUAACACUAUACUGGUUUCAAACCUACUGAAGACUGGACACUACACAGAUAUAACGCAUUUACUAUUUUAUUUGAACAACUUCUAUUAUUAAUUGUCGCGUUAUCUUUAUAUUUCUAAUGUGUAACUACUAAUUGCUGUCUAUCAAUUCCAUUGUUAUAUGUGAGUUUCCUCUGUCUGAUUACUGGGUCGCCGACUUGUUUUUCUUGUUUUCUUUUCCUUGAGAAUAUAUCCCAUACUCUGCUUUUUACAUUCCCUGAAAUAAAAAGUACUUUCAGGCUAAACUUGAACAUAUAGGAGGUUGUGUGCUACGUUCAAGUUUCUUAUUUUCAAUGCUCAUAGUUUCAACUUUUGAUUUAUCUCAAGCAGAAACGUAAGGAAAAAUAAAGGCGAACUUCGGAUAAACUCUGGGGGGAAUCCUUAGAAGAAUUAGGUAUAAUUACAUACGACAGUGCAUCAAAUUGUCGUCCUUCCUUCCAGAAAGGAGUUAAUUGUGAGGAGCUUUAUAUAAAAUUUACUCAGUGAUGUGUGUCUCGAAGCUAACACCCUUACCUACUGCAGUUACAAUUUUGUCAGUGCGAAGCAGUAUUUCUGUCACUGGAAUUCUAAAAUAAUUACCAACUUUUCAAAUGUAGACUGAAGGAGAGUGAUGAAGAAGACAUUUUUGCAUUGGCGAAAAAAGCGUAAGAAUGUAACUUUUACUUAAAACAACGUAUAUAUUAGGGGCACGCUAUGACUUCAUGGCUAACUAUGUUGACAGCUGAAUAAUUAAAUGAUAAGUCACUAAUGGCCAAUAACAUAUCCCUAUGACUAACUACUGAGCACAGAAAUACAAUUGUAUCAUCCUAGGGGAAUAAUUCUAUAGAAAGACUUACGGCACUAAUCUAAGGACGGGAUUUAAUUUCACUGCUUUCGCCUUUCUAUAUAAUCAGUUCGGGAUCACUUUUGAUAAGUACUAAGUUUUCUGGCUUAAAUGAUGUAAAUUUAGUAUCUCCUCAAGUUGUAUACUGAUUCUUUACAUCAUAACUAACUGGCGUUUCGUUAUUACCCACAGGAUUAUCGUUGUGCAAUCAACUAACGAAUGGCAGUUGCUCAUUAUAACGCCGAACAGUUUGUUUGGCUGCAGAAUAUCCUCAGUCCACUGUCCUUCUAAUCCGUUGCACAAAAGAUUUAAAAGAAAAUCUAGGCUAAUUUAGUUGUGUACUUUAGUCUUACGUUAUUUUUUGUUGCUAUUGCGUAUGAGUAUCGCUGUAUUCAAUGUAGUUCAACAGCUGUUUGUCAGUCUUUCCAUUUAUGGUGCCAACGGUGGUAACAAUUGUCAUCAAUGCAAAAAGAAUUCUUUAUUCCAAAUUUUUAAACACCUUGGUGCGCUCAGUCUCUUUAUACCGCCUUUGAAAAACAUUUCAAGCAAAAUAUGCAUCGCUUCGUGUGCAUUUGCUCACGACUCGAACUUACAUUCGCUUUAAUCUUUCGAUAACUCUAGUUAUCGUUUGUAGAUCUCGUAACUGUAAUGAAUAUUACAAAUCAAAAAUUCCUAAAGAAUGCUUCAGUCAAUAUGCCAUGAUAUUUUUGCAAAGUAUUUCUAGGUUCAUUUUUACAGAUCAUGCAUUAAACUACUGUUUAACUUAAAAGACAGUUAAUAAUUUAUUUAACCCGACUUUAUAAUAACCAAAUAACGCACAACUGAUUCACUAUAUUUUUUAUAAUCUUACGUGUGUUCCAUGCACUGAUAUAGUUGAUCACAUUAUCUAUUUAUUGACCUUUGUAUACGUUUAUGUAUUAGAUAGAUUUACCUAAUUUUGUUUAUAGUGUCCAAAUUCCACAUAAUCAGACCAAACGACUGCUGAAAGCAGUCCGCCCAUUAAAAAAAUACAAUAUGUCUUCAACUUGAACUUGAAAUUUUUGUUGGAAUCAAAGAUACUUGUAUUUCCUCACAAUAUGAACUUUAUUAAUCAAUCUUUUUUAUUCCUGAUUAGUUCUUCAGUUUUUCAAAUCUAACUUGCUGUUUAUGUAAUGCCUAAGUAGUUGUUUUACAUUAGAUAGUUUUAGACUAAUUGGUAAUUGAACUUUUAUGUGGAGACAAUAAUUUAUUACGUUUUGUUAAGUUAAAUUUGACUUCCAGUACUGAGGAAAUUCUAGAAACUACAAGAAAAAUAUGUCAUUAUGUUCAAAUAUAUUCCGUGUCUUAUGUUUUUUGUUGUCUUUGUAUUCAUCACUUACUUACUAUCAAGCUCAAAAUCGUUAUUUGAAGUUUAAAUGAUAGUCCAUGAAUUCUAAAGCAGCGUAGAGUGAAAUUUCUGAAAAGGAGAAAUAUUGUAUCGAAAAAUUGAGAUAUCUUGCUUUUCGUAAAGUACACCCUGAGAUAGGAACACAUUUUUCGCUUAUAGCUAAAUCGGGGUUGUUUCAAGUCAUAAUUUCAAAAGAUAUGAAUAUUGUUGAGGGACAUGAAUUAAGUAAUAUAAUAUACAGUUCUACAAAGAUAUCUCUUAUCAUUGAUUUCGUAUCGGUUUUUAUUAACUGAUUACUAUCGGCUGCUGAGAGUACACACUAACCACCAAGUCACUUUGUUGUGUGAGUCACUUGAAAUCAAUGUACUACGAGUUUUAUUGAAGCAUAAUGAUGGUCAAACAACUCAGCCAUCACUUAAAAGGUCGAAUUUCCAGUAUUAUUGGUUUAUAGACUUUGAAAACAAAACUGUUUUAUGAUUAUUUAUCGGGCCUUUAGAAACUGCCUGAUCAGUAUAUGGUUAUUCAUAAUAAUAAUAACAUAGUGCAAUCUAUGUAUUUGUUUUAACUAUGAAAAAAUGACAGCAACUGCUGAAUCGGUAUCAGAACAAAAAUCAUCUGAUCCAUUUAUUCCAUGGGGUUUUCCAAAUGAAUUAAAUUUAUGUAGAGCAGCACGUCACGGUGAUAUAAAAGCUGUAAGCAGAUCUAUUGCAAAUGGAGUGGAUAUAAACUUUAUUGAUGGUUUUGGCAAAACAGCAUUACACUAUGCAGCCACAAACGGAAGCUAUGAAUCGGUGAAACUUCUUGUUGCUAAUAAAGCGAAUGUAAAUAUAUGGGAUUCAAAUGGAACUACACCAUUACAUAUGGCCGCUAAAGGAAAUCAUACAAGAGUGGUGAAAUUUUUACUCAUGUCCGGAGCAGAUAUUAAUCAUGAAUGUAUUAGUGGCGUCAAACCGAUUGACUUAGCAACUUAUAAUUCCGAAACUUGGAAAGUUUUAUUGAACGCUGCAAACGGAGAUCUACCUAAAGUUGAGCAUUUAAUACAAACACGUACAGUUCCUCUAAUUCCCCAAUUUGCAAUACAAAGAGAAAUUGAUAAACAAGCUAAGGUAAAUGAAAAGAAAGGUGGGACAAAGAAAAGUGGAAAGAAGAGUGGAAAGAAAAGUGGUAAAGGCAAAAAGAAGAAAUGAUCAAACCGUCCAAGAUUACGUGAAAUUUAAAAGUACUUCUGAUGUCUUAUUUACAUACACACGUUAUGUACCUGUACAACACGGUAUACAUAUUAAUAAAAUCUAUUAUU
Molecule: messenger RNA, 3799 nt
Organism: Schistosoma rodhaini
Lineage: Eukaryota; Metazoa; Platyhelminthes; Trematoda; Strigeidida; Schistosomatidae
Source: the annotation of a GenBank genome assembly